Messenger RNA from Nematostella vectensis (starlet sea anemone), 1793 nucleotides. RefSeq names its product pyroglutamylated RF-amide peptide receptor. Gene Ontology annotation, cellular component: membrane. The transcript has a single exon. NCBI's taxonomy places the organism in Eukaryota, Metazoa, Cnidaria, Anthozoa, Actiniaria, Edwardsiidae. Gene Ontology annotation, molecular function: G protein-coupled receptor activity. The annotation marks the transcript as partial. Gene Ontology annotation, biological process: G protein-coupled receptor signaling pathway. The record is from RefSeq and is a predicted model, not a curated record.
UCGCCAUCAGUGACAUCGUUCUCCUCAUGUUUUUCAGCCCGAAUUUUGUGUUUGGAGCUUACUUUACACACCCUGGUGGUAAGCUUGGGGAUAUACUUUGUGCAUCGGUUACGGGGGAGUCGCUGGCAUGGACGGGGGGGGUACGCCUCAGCGUUUUCACUUACUAUCAUAGCCAUUGAGAGAUACUACGCCGUAGUUAAACCAACACACGCUAAGAAGGCAUUCACGAUGCGAAGGUUGAAGCUAUUUGUUUUGUUUUGCUGGCUUUUGGCGCUUUCUUGGAACUCUGUCGGUUUCGCCGUGAAGCGUUUUGACCAAGUCAACAUAAAUUGCUUUAUGCUGUGGCCUGAUACUGUUUCAUUCAAGAUCUACAGCACGAUGAGUCUGGUUGUGUUUGGUCUUGUCCCUGGACUACUGAUGUGUGGACUGUAUUCCAAGAUUAUCUACGUGCUGUGGAUCAACAAGCUCAGGCAUAAUUUGACUUGCUUAACGACAGAAAGGCGGUUCAAGUUGCACAGAAAAAAGGCAACCAAGAUGGCGAUUGUUGUCAGCUUGGUCUACCUAGUUUCCUGGAUCCCGGAGCUGACAGUGUUUAAUCUCAUCGCAUACAAACCAUGGCUCAUCCGGGACAUUGUCACGACCUAUCAAGUGACAGUUGCUAUGGUGAUGAUUAAUUCAGCAGUGAAUCCGGUGAUCUAUACUCUACAUGGUCAGCGGUAUCGGCAUUACUUGAAGAAACUGCUGAUCUGUCUUAGAAAAAAACCCAAGCAAACACGGGAUGAAGACACAAAACUGUAAUGAGUAUGUACGUAAACCGCAGAUCAAAAGGGUUUAUCUACUGAAGUUAAAGAAGAAGAGUUGAAACACUAUUAUUAAAAACUACAAAGCGAUGAACAAAAAGACAGCAGGCGCGUACACAGGGAGUGAGCAGGAUGCGCGCACAUCCCCCCCCCUUCCUUGGCGGCCAAGUGGGUCAUUUCUUAUUAAGGAAUCUUUAAAUACUAUGAUUUUUCCAAAUGAUACCUAUUACUGCGCACCCCCCCCCCCCCCUCCAACAGGCCAAUCCUGGGAACGCCCUUGUAGGGGAGGUGAAGUUUUCACCCUAUUACAUUUGACUUUCUGGCACAAACAGACACAAAUUCCUAUCUUAGUAGGUAGUUUAAUUUAAAAUACGGACCAAUCAUCCUGUUUGCAUUCCAAGUACUGUAUUGUUUUAUACGCUCCCUGGUAUUCUAGCUCUUUCAUUCUACAAAACAAAAGACGGAUAGGGGUAGGCACCCAAGAUAAAAAUUCUGCACAUGAAACGUUCCCUUGGCAGGCCAAGGGGGGUUAAGACAUUCUAAACCCUCCCCCUAGAUCCGCUACUGGAAUAAAGCGCGCCCUUAUCUACACAUAUAGUGUGUAAAUCUCUUGACGUCAAUCAAAAUUUUUCAAACAUUAAAAAAAAUAUAUAACUUAAUAUUUUAAACAAGUUCAAGGGACACAUUGAUAAUAAGUUAUCAUUAAUAAUCAUUAUUAUAUCUGAUGUAUUUUCGUGUCAGGUCCUCUUUAAAGAGCGAAAAAACACUUGAAAUAGUAUUAAGCAUAUAUUCCUAUAUGCGGCAAUGAACUAUGUCUCAUUGCUUGAUUAAAGGAAUGGACUAUAGUAAAUUUAGGCACACAUACCCCCUCCCAAAGGAGGUUUAUUCUCAUCAUGUUAGUCUUGCUAAAAAGAUUUGCUUCAACGUUGUGCACGAAAAGUCUUGGCCGGGUUCACAUGAGCCUGUUGGAAAUAAAAACACCAUUAUCUAACA